Messenger RNA from Saccharomycopsis crataegensis, 2463 nucleotides. It is a transcript of the gene CWC22, whose product is annotated as U2-type spliceosomal complex subunit CWC22. Gene Ontology annotation, cellular component: catalytic step 2 spliceosome. NCBI's taxonomy places the organism in Eukaryota, Fungi, Ascomycota, Saccharomycetes, Ascoideales, Saccharomycopsidaceae. The transcript has a single exon. Bases 1 to 2463 code for a protein of 820 amino acids. The record is from RefSeq and is a predicted model, not a curated record. Gene Ontology annotation, molecular function: protein binding; RNA binding. Gene Ontology annotation, biological process: mRNA splicing, via spliceosome.
AUGUCAGGGAGCAAGAAAUAUAUCCCGCCAGCCAAGCUACGGGCUUUAGCCUUAGAGCAGUCCAAAGAUACCGAUCCAUCAUCAUUGGAGAAUCAACAGGAAUCGUGGCUUGCCCUCAAGAAACGUCUUACAGGGACCAUCAACAAGCUUUCAUCACAAAAUAUCCAACAGAUGGUGGUUGAGUCGUUCCAACAGAAUUUGGUCCGCGCUCGGGGAAUUCUUACCAAGACAUUGAUAUCCAACCAAUUACAAUCAGGAAACUACACAGCAGUGUACUGUUCAUAUGUCAGCGUGAUCAAUUCAAAAAUCCCAGUAGUGGGAAAAUUGCUUGCAGUGAGACUCGUGUUGAAUUUCAGAAAAUACUACAAACGAAACGAUAAAAAAGGUCUACAAGGAACUUUAAUAUUUUUGGCAGGUUUAAUGAAUUUCGGAGUGAUCCACGAGGUAUUACUUCUUCAAAUCUUAUUAUUACUCUUGAAUGAUGCUAAAAUGUCCAAUAAUUCUAUCGAGUUGGCAACGGUGGUGCUCAAACAUGCUGGGAACUAUUUGAUGGUAUUCAAUCUUAAAGUGUUGGAUAAAAUUUUCCAAAAAUUGCGAGAGAUUCUAAUAAAUUACAAACAAUUAACAAAGAAAAACCAGUAUUUGAUUGAAGAACUUUUCAAGAUCAAAGCUGCAAGAUUCGAAAGUUAUCCCAUGAUUCCUGAUGAAGAAAAACUUGAUUUAGUGGAAGAAGAAGAUGGGAUCACCCAUAUGGUGGAACUAGACGAUAAAACAUUGAAAGCAGAAAACCAACUCAAUGUUUUCAAAUUCGAUGAAAAAUAUCUAGAAAAUGAGCAGCAAUACAGCGAGUUGAAAAAAGAGAUAUUGGGUGAUGAUGAGGAUGCCCUUGGUAAUGAUAGUGACGAGAGUGAUGAUGACAAGAGUGAUGAAAAUAUCAGUGAAACUGAAGAAUCAAAAACACAAGACGCAACUAUCACCGACAUGACAGAAACUGAUCUCAUUAACUUCCAAAAAGCAGUGUACUUAACUAUAAUGUCGGCUAUGAGUUCCGAUGAAGCGGUGCAUAAGCUUCUUCAACUCGAUAUUCCAGGGGUUUCCAAAUCCAAACAAGGGAGUAACAAUACCCAGUUCCAAGAGAAAUUAAUUGAUAUCAUCAUUAAGUCCUCUUCGCUUGAAAAGUCCUUCUCCAAAUAUCACGCCCUCAUUGGCUCUAAACUCUGCAGCAUUUCUUUCCAAUGGCACGCCUCGUUCAUAAAAGUAUUUGGUACAUACUAUACCACCUGUCAUUUAUUCAAAGCGGGUCAACUACGGAACAUUGCUAAAUUUUGGGGGUUCUUGGUUGCCCUGGAUGUAUUAUCAUUUGAAAUCUUUGAAAAUGCCCAAUUAACAGAGGAAUCUACAACAUCGGCGCAACGUAUUUUGUUGAAAGGGAUAUUUGAAUCAAUGGUGGAAAAUACAGGAUUGCCAAAAAUCAAGGAGAUGAUUCUGGGAGAAGACCAAGUCAUUGCCAAGCAGGUUGCAGGUAUUUUUCCAAACAGCAAGAUUGCGUUGCUUAAUGAUAAAGAUGCAGAUAUCAGUGACUCGUCGAAUUUUGCGGAAAUAUUAAGAUUCAGUAUUAAUUUCUUUACUGCCAUUGGUUUAGGAGCGUUGACCGAGACAAUGAGAGAUGAUUUGGCAGGAUUGCCUCAUAAGGAAGUGGAAGAAAAGAAGGAAGAGAAGGAGGAGAAGAAGAACAAGGAGAAGGAGCAGGAGGAGGAGUUCCUGGAUCGAGGUAGAACUAUGGAAAGAAGAGGGAAUGGAUCAGGUUCAAAAAGUAUAUCAAGAUCGGGUAGUUAUUCUAGAGGAGGAUCGCAUUCUCCAAGAUCACAAAGCUAUUCUAGGUCUAGAAGUUAUUCUAGAUCUCCAAGAUCUCGUAGCUAUUCAAGGUCGCGAAGCUACUCCAGGUCUCCAAGAUCUCGAAGCUAUUCAAGAUCAAGGAGCUACUCCAGAUCCCCAAGAUCGCGUAGCUAUUCAAGAUCAAGAAGCUACUCAAGAUCAAGAAGCUACUCAAGAUCAAGAAGCUACUCCAGAUCUCCAAGAUCGCGUAGCUACUCCAGAUCCCCAAGGUCGCGCAGUUACUCCAAAUCCCCAAGACCUCAAAGGUAUUCCAGAUCUCCGAGCCCAGAAAGAAAGAGACAUAAGGCCGAUUCCGAAAACGCCCGGAAUAGUGGGCUUCCAACAGGUCCACGAAAUGGCAGGUAUAACUCUAGACCCAGAGGAAAUUAUAACGGAGGCUACAGAGGAAAAACCGAUACAUACCGACCACCAGCUACAACGCAGGAUAAACCAAAAAAAAAUCAGUCGGCUAGUGGUGACGAUCCGAAAAAUCAUGAAGCAUUUGCAGACCAGAAGAGAUCUGAAACAGAUCAUCCAGAUGACCCAGACCAACAAGAAGCACCACCAGCUAAGGAUGCACAGAAUUAA